CCCACUCUCACAAAAUGGCACUCUUUUUCUCACUUCAAAACUUUGUUGUACUACUAGUGCUAGUACUAAUUUCCUUGUGUCUAUUGCCACUUGCUAGGCCUUUUACAGUUAUAAUGUCUGAUUCCUCUGGCCUAGUUGAUGGGCCUCAAAGUGGAUACUCCAUUAACAAGAAUGGGAUCCGAACCGACCCCCAUGAGCAAGAAGCGGUCUACGACAUCAUGAGGGCCACCGGCAACAACUGGGCCACUGACAUCCCCGACGUGUGUCGUAGCCGAUGGCACGGUAUCGAGUGCAUGCCUGACAAGGACAACAUCUACCACAUUGUCUCACUCUCCUUUGGGGCCUUAUCCGACGACACCGCAUUCCCACCUUGCGACCCGACCCGAUCCUAUAUUUCACCAUCCAUCACUAAACUUCCACACCUUAGGACCUUACUUUUUUACCGUUGUUUAAGUUACAUUCCCCAACCAAUUCCAACGUUUUUAGGUAAAUUAGGUUCCACGCUACAAACUUUAGUACUUAGAGAAAACGGGCAUGUGGGUCCCAUACCUAGUGAACUAGGCAAUCUCACCCAUUUAAGGGUUCUUGAUCUUCACAAAAACAAUCUCAAUGGUUCAAUCCCAGUCUCCCUAGGCCAAGUCACCGGUCUAAGGUCAUUAGAUUUGAGUGGAAACAGACUAACCGGUUCAAUUCCUAGUUUAAACUUCUCGGUUCUGAACAUUUUAGACCUUAGCCAAAAUCUUUUAACUGGUUCAAUUCCACCUAGUCUUGGAACCUGCCAUUCCUUAAUCAAAAUUGAUUUUAACCGUAAUCGUCUAAAUGGUCCAAUCCCCAACUCAAUUAGCGGCCUAACAAACCUUAUGCUCCUGGAUUUAAGCUAUAAUAGCCUCUCGGGCCCACUUCCUUCACCACUUAGAAGCUUAACCUCUCUCCAAGCAUUGAAUCUCAAAGGAAAUUCAAUGGGGUCCAACCCAAUUCCUAGUCAUUGUUUUGAGGGUUUGAAAGGUUUAAUGGUUUUAGUUUUGUCAAACAUGAACUUACAUGGUCCAAUUCCUGAAUCGCUAGGCCGAUUAACAAACCUUCGUGUCCUUUAUCUUGACAACAAUUUCUUAAACGGUUCAAUUCCUUCGAACUUCCAAGACUUGAAGAAUCUUAGCGAGUUAAGACUAAACGAUAAUCGACUAACUGGUCGAGUUCCUCUUGGGAGAGACAUGGUCUGGAGGAUGAGAAGUAAGUUGAGGCUUUACAACAAUUCAGGACUUUGUUACAAUGCCAAUAGUGGUUUUGAAGAAGAUUUGGAUUCAUGGUCUCAUCCAGGCAUUGGUUCAUGUGAUAUGCCAAAGCCUGAGUCAGCAAGAAUAGUAAGGCAUCUUUCUACCUCUGGACCAACAACAUUUAAUGUUUCAUCUGAUGCAGUUUUUAAAUUUUCAGUUUACGUUACGUUGCUUCAGCUAACUUCAUUUGUUCUGUGUACUUUGACUUUAAUGUAAUACACAGAUAUGUAAUAAUGUUUUGUGUAACAUACUAAUAAUAUUAGUCUUUAGUUGUAUCA
Quercus lobata is the source of this 1552-nucleotide messenger RNA. Its product is annotated as protein TOO MANY MOUTHS-like. The transcript has a single exon. Gene Ontology annotation, molecular function: protein binding. The record is from RefSeq and is a predicted model, not a curated record. NCBI's taxonomy places the organism in Eukaryota, Viridiplantae, Streptophyta, Magnoliopsida, Fagales, Fagaceae. Bases 15 to 1490 code for a protein of 491 amino acids.